GCUGCUUUCCGGAAUCCUGGCCGCUCCCUCCCCGCCGCCCGCCCAGCCGGGCCUGCGCCCGCCGCCCCCGGGCAGUGCGGGGGGUCCCUCGCGGGCCCCGGCCUCCGCUGUGACACAGGAAAUAGAAUAAUGCUAAUGAAGCAACAGUUUCCCUGAAGUUCAAGUUUUCAGACUCACUGCCAUUAUGGAUGAGCAGCAAGCUUUGAAUUCAAUCAUGCAGGAUUUGGCUGUGCUUCAUAAGGCCAGUCGUCCUGUGUUGCCCCAGCAAGAAACAGGAAAACCAAAGUCAUCUUCACCUAAAAAACAGAAUGAUGUCAGAGUCAAAUUUGAACAUCGAGGUGAAAAAAGGAUCCUGCAAUUACCACGGCCUGUUAGACUUGAAGAUCUUGCAGCUAAAGCUAAAGUUGCCUUUGGACAGACUAUGGAUUUACAUUACAGCAAUAAUGAGCUUGUAAUUCCGUUAACCACACAGGAUGACCUGGACAAAGCUGUUGAACUGCUUGACCGUAGCGUUCAUAUGAAGAGUCUCAAGAUAUUGCUUGUAAUACAUGGAAAUACACAGUCACCCAGUGUAAAUAAUGUCGAACCCUUGCCCUCACUGGAAGAUUUAGACAAUACAGUGUUUGUGACAGACAGAAAAAGGCGAUUGUCUGUAAUAGUUUCUAAUACUCGUGACAGAAGUUCACCUCCCCCAGGAUACAUUCCAGAUGAGCUGCAUCAGGUGGCCCGAAAUGGGUCCUUCACCAGUAUCAACAGUGAGGGUGAAUUCAUUCCAGAAAGCAUGGAUCAGAUGCUGGAUCCACUGUCUUUGAGCAGUCCUGAAAACUCUGGCUCGGGAAGCUGUCCCUCACUUGACAGCCCUUUAGAUGGAGACAACUAUCCCAAAUCUCGGAUGCCAAGAGCACAGAGCUAUCCAGAUAAUCAUCAGGAGUUCUCAGUAGAGUAUGAUAUUCCAAUAUUUGAGAAAUUUGGAAAGGGGGGAACUUAUCCCCGAAGAUACCAUAUUUCAUAUAAUCAGCAAGACUACAAUGAUGGUCGUAAAACUUUUCCAAGAGCCAGAAGGACUCAGGGGAAUAGCUUCCGAUCACCAGUUAGUUUCAGUCCCACUGAUCACUCACUGAGCACCAGUAGCGGAAGCAGCGUCUUUACACCAGAAUAUGAAGAUAAUCGAAUGAGGAGGAGAGGAAGUGAUAUAGACAAUCCUACCUUGUCAGUAAUGGACAUCAGCCCACCCAGUCGCUCACCACGAGCUCCAACUAACUGGAGACUUGGUAAGCUGCUGGGUCAAGGUGCAUUUGGCAGAGUAUAUCUGUGUUAUGAUGCUGAUACCGGAAGAGAACUGGCUGUUAAGCAAGUUCUGUUUGAUCCUGACAGUCCAGAAACCAGCAAGGAAGUAAAUGCACUUGAAUGUGAAAUUCAGUUGCUGAAAAAUCUGCUGCAUGAAAGAAUUGUUCAGUAUUAUGGCUUCUUGAGAGAUCCACCAGAAAGAACACUCUCUAUAUUCAUGGAAUAUAUGCCUGGGGGUUCCAUUAAAGACCAACUGAAAUCAUAUGGAGCACUCACAGAGAAUGUGACUCGUAAAUAUACGCGGCAGAUUUUGGAAGGAGUUCACUAUUUGCACAGUAAUAUGAUUGUCCAUCGGGAUAUUAAAGGAGCAAAUAUUCUGCGAGAUUCAGCAGGCAAUGUGAAGCUCGGUGACUUUGGUGCCAGCAAACGACUGCAGACUAUCUGUCUCUCUGGCACAGGAAUGAAGUCUGUCACAGGAACUCCAUACUGGAUGAGUCCAGAAGUUAUUAGUGGAGAAGGGUACGGCAGAAAAGCAGACAUCUGGAGCGUAGGUUGUACAGUGGUAGAAAUGCUAACGGAGAAGCCACCAUGGGCAGAGUUUGAAGCAAUGGCUGCCAUCUUUAAAAUUGCCACUCAGCCCACCAACCCCCAGCUACCACCUCAUGUCUCCGACCAUGCUCGGGAUUUCCUGAAACGGAUUUUUAUCGAGGCCAAGCUGCGACCAUUUGCAGAUGAACUGCUAAGACACACGUUUGCACACUAUCACUAACAGCCUGCCUCAACUCGGCUUGCAUCUACUGCGUUUAUUUUCUAUUUGACUGCACUUUUAUUUUUUACAAAAAAAAAGGAGAAAAAAAGACAAGAGAGAAUUUUUCUCUUGAAUCUUUGUUUCACUUAGAUUGUAAAUAAUCUAAAUUUUGUAUCCAAGAUGAGAAUCUUCUCUCCCCAGCUCCCACCAGGACUAGAACUUUUUGUUCCUAUGAUGUACUGAUGUGGUUCAUGUAGAUAAAGCACUUUAGUACAUAUUUGUUCCUUAUUUAACGAGGAAAAAAAAGAAGACAAAUGCUUGGACAGUCAGGAACUGUGUGACUUUUUCUGACACCACUGACUGACUCAGGGUGCAGGGAAAAACAGACAUGCAGCUAAAGGACAGAAGGUUACUUCUCUGUGAUUCUUCUUUACAUUGUAGGUACUUUUGUGGCAGAGAGUUCUAAGUUCUUAUAUUUUAGCAGUUUAAUCAGUUUCUGGAUUUUACAAUUUAAGUUGGAACGUGCAGUUCUGAGAGUUAAUGAUAAAGCUAGAACUUGGAACUCUUUGUACACCAGUGUGUCUAAUCGGUACUUCUAUGUGACCAAAAGAAAAUAACAAAAAAGAACUCAACACUGAUGUACUAGUUUGAGGUUUCGGUGUAGAACUAUUGCAUUUUCUUAAUAGGAAAAUAACUACAGGCAAACAGAUUAUAGAACCAGACUCCUCAGAACUACUAUACUGCAAGGGGGAAAUUUCCAUAAUAGACAAGGGUAAGCUGUUGGAUGUAAAUAAUUAGGAGAAUGCCUCCUGCUGUAUCUGCCAAAGAGAACCUCUGUUGCAUAAGCUUGGAGGGCAACGGUUAUCUUAGGUAAGGAAUAACAUUGAUGUUGAGAAUCAGUUCUCCUCCCCAGUCCCAUGAAUAGCUGGAGGGGGAGUGACUAAUCCUUGUGCAGUAUAUGAGUUACUUGAGUCAGAAUGAUCUAUAAGAAAUGUUUUCAAAGCUGUUGAGAGGCACUAGGAUGGAAUGUAUGUCAACAUCAAGUGCCUGAAUAAUACAAAAUUCUCCCCAUUAUGCACUAAAAAACCUGUUCUAGUAACACAGUUCAGUCAUCUGGGAUGUGUUGAAAAUUCCUGAAAUAAUUAAACAUCUUUAAUGCCAGGAAGAAAUCACUGAGAAAGACAACACUCCAUUUACAUUUUUAAUAAGGUUGCAAUGUUGAAUCCACAUAAAUAAGGAGGCAGAGCACAAAAGACUGUAUGAAGAAUAAUCCAAAUGUGCAAAGAGGGCCAGCAGCUAAAUAACAUAUGUGAUUACUCCAGCCUGAUAAUCCAGAUGAUUGGUGUUUGUCGGAUUUCCAGCUGUCAUAAAACAUACGUUAAUCACUUUUUCCAUUGCUGAAAGAGUAUAAUAAAAGAACAAAAGGAAAACUCUGAAAUACUGCUUCUCAGUUGAGAAGUCCAGGUACUGAUCAGGUGUAGAAUGACUGACUUUUCAAAACAGAGAAGUCGAACUCCCAUAGCUUUGUAGAAGAACACAACACAAAUAAUUUAAAGGGUAUUUGGAAAUAAACUGUUGGACUACAGAACUGAAA
Molecule: messenger RNA, 3629 nt
Organism: Pezoporus occidentalis (night parrot)
Lineage: Eukaryota; Metazoa; Chordata; Aves; Psittaciformes; Psittacidae
Gene: MAP3K2
Product: mitogen-activated protein kinase kinase kinase 2
Exons: 17
Coding region: 185-2056 (623 amino acids)
Biological process (GO): protein phosphorylation; cellular response to stress
Molecular function (GO): ATP binding; MAP kinase kinase kinase activity; protein binding
Source: RefSeq, a predicted model, not a curated record